ACAGAGAGAGAAGAAGAGGAAGAGAAGAUGGAGGACUGGUGUCGCUGGGUCAGGGAGACCCGGUGGUGGGUGAAGAGGUGCGGCUGUAGUGUGGUCGUAGAUGAUGAUGAUGAUGAGGAGAGAGGAAGGAAGGAGGAAGAAGAAGACGAAGAAGAAAACAAGGUGAAGAUGGAGGAGCUCAGCUUGAGAAAGAGCAGUUCAACCUCCCUCCCUCCUGCUGAGCUGGAUCCGGUCCGGUCCUGCCCCCCCAACUCCGGGGCUCAGCCCCACUGGUUCCACACCCUGCAGGUCCGGCGGUCCUCGCAGCGAGGACGCAGCAACAGCGACCCGCUGGGGGGGCAGCGCCUCCAGGACGACUUCACAUGGAAACCAGGUCUUCAGUUUGGAAAUGCUCAUUCUUACCUGAGUCUGGAAAAGCUGGGAGAAGGAGCGUACGCCUCUGUGUACAAAGGCAUCAGCAGGAUCAAUGGGCAGUUGGUGGCUCUGAAGGAGAUUCGUAUGAAGACUGAGGAGGGGGUCCCAUUCACCGCCAUCAGGGAAGCGUCUCUCCUCAAAGCUCUUAAACACGCUAACAUUGUUGUCCUCCACGACAUCGUCCAUACUAGAGAGACUCUGACUUUGGUCUUUGAAUAUGUGCAGACAGACCUGGCCCAGUACCUGAGCCAGCACCCAGGAGGACUUCACUCCUACAACAUCCGGCUCUUUAUGUUCCAGCUGCUCCGAGCUCUUUGCUUCAUUCACAGCCGGAGGAUCCUGCACCGAGACCUGAAGCCUCACAACCUGCUCAUUAGCUACCUGGGAGAACUCAAGAUGGCUGACUUUGGUCUGGCUCGGUCCAAGUCCGUCCCCUGUCAGACCUUCUCCUCUGAUGUAGUGACGCUGUGGUACCGCCCCCCCGACGUCCUGCUGGGGUCCACAGAUUACUCUACUGCUCUGGACAUCUGGGCAGCGGGGUGUAUCUUCGUUGAGAUGCUUCAGGGGGCGCCGGCGUUCCCGGGUAUCACCAAUGAGUUCGAGCAGUUACAAAAGAUCUGGACGGUGCUGGGCGUUCCAUCUGAGAACAGUUGGCCUGGAGUCAGCCAGUUUCCCAACUAUAAAUUGGAUCAAUUUAUUUUCUGCGAGGCGAAGCCGUUGAGAAACGUUUGGAAAAGGUUGGCCCAGCUCCCUUAUAAGACCGAGGAUCUGGUACAGAGGAUGUUGAAGGUUCUCCCAUCGGACCGGAUCUCGGCUCAGGAUUCCCUGCAGCACCUUUACUUCAGCACGCUACCUUCCCCCAUCAUGCACCUGAGAGAUACGGUUUCCAUUUUCAAAGUGCCUGGCGUUCAAUUGGAGCCUGAGGUGAGAGAUGUUUUUAACACCAGACAGAAGGUCAAACCGUUCUGGUGAACGCACAAACCAACCACUGAUGAGACGAAGUUAGGGGAAACCAACCCCCCGUCCAACAACCUUAUGGGGGAAACAAUACCUUCUCUUAGCCUGAGAAGAAAACUGGGGAAACUAAACCCUCCUCCAUCAACUUGAUCGGACAAACUGAGGGAAAUCAAACCUUGAUCUAUUCAUCUGAGGGAUAUACGGAGGGAACAAAUAUUCCGCCAUGAUAUUCAUGAACCCAUGUCCCGUUAGCAUUUGUUAGCAUUGGUUAGCAUUGUUGAUUUAUUCAUGAGCGUUCCCCUGGUGCCCUACGUGAAUAAUUACUGAAUCUUACUGUUGACAAGCUGCCAAAUGAAAUAAUCUUUGUCAUGUUAAUGUUUGUGUUUCUUAAUGUUGUUUUAGUAUAAUGCCAUACUGAUAACGUUAAAUUUUAUGAACUUUAAAACCCUCAAACCGUCAUUACCUUCAUUUUUUAUUCCCUAGCUUAGCUUCCACGCCUGGAUGGAAGGACUCAGCUUGUACUACUAAGCUUGUUAUCUUUACAUGCUAGUAUUAGCCUUUACUCUUAGCUUCCACACAGCUGUCAUGGAUGGAAAGACUCAGUUUGUAAACUAGGUAGCUUGAAAUGUCUACCAUAAGAAGCUUACUUUAAAUGCUACAACACCAAGUGGAUGUAACGUUAAACCGUUGUUUCCUUUCAUAAUUUAUUUUGGUUCUUCGCAGGUUUUUUUGUAUAUUGACGGCGGAUCACUUCACUCUCUGUUUAAAGUUUUUUAUUUUACCGUCAGCCUCUAUGUUUUUUAUAAUCUUAAAACUUUAAAACAUUCAAAUGACUUCAGAAACUUUUCUAACAAAAAUUCAUGCGUAUGAAUAUUUGUCUUUUGAUUGAUUGGAGACAUAAAAGAGGAAAAUGCGUAUUUCA
Molecule: messenger RNA, 2293 nt
Organism: Gasterosteus aculeatus aculeatus (three-spined stickleback)
Lineage: Eukaryota; Metazoa; Chordata; Actinopteri; Perciformes; Gasterosteidae
Gene: cdk15
Product: cyclin-dependent kinase 15
Biological process (GO): protein phosphorylation
Cellular component (GO): nucleus; cytoplasm; cytosol
Molecular function (GO): ATP binding; cyclin binding; cyclin-dependent protein serine/threonine kinase activity
Source: RefSeq, a predicted model, not a curated record